Oryza brachyantha (malo sina) is the source of this 983-nucleotide messenger RNA. RefSeq lists its product as uncharacterized. Lineage: Eukaryota; Viridiplantae; Streptophyta; Magnoliopsida; Poales; Poaceae. The record is from RefSeq and is a predicted model, not a curated record. The coding region runs from base 191 to 667 and encodes 158 amino acids. The transcript has 6 exons.
UCUCUCCCUCUCUCUCGUCGGGAGGAGGAAGGAAGAGGGGGGCAGCCGGGCAGGAGGAGGCGGAGGAAGGAGCCGCCACCCACCACCGCAUCCUUCCUUCGUCUAUCUCUCUCUCUCCUCCUCCUCUCCUCGCUCGGCUCCGUAGUGGCCCGUGGAGCUCCGCGGCCUCCCUCCCUGCGCUUUGGCUGCGAUGGCGGACGGCAACCCGGACGGCAUCAAGAGAUACACCCCUCCCGUGCACAGGAAUCGUGCAAGCAAUCGACGCAAGUCUGGAGACAGGGUUGAGAAAGCUAGUUUUUUGUACAACAAUGAUGGGGAGAAGAGCCAUGUUCCUUCACUAAAGAACCUUCCACCAAUUAUUCCUCAUGAGACUUUUGUCAGCAAUCCUCAGAGUGAUUACAGUCAAACAAGAUUAAUACCCUUAGAGGGAUGUUGUGCCAGUGAGGCUGCACAGCUUCACAAUGAUCGUUGGGCUGCAGUAAUGAACUUGUACAAUGAUCAGUCAUAUGAUUCCCCUGAUAAACCGGUGAUGUACUCUGGAUCUAGUGGAUCAUCAUGGGGUCAUGGUCACAUGAAACUUCCUCAUCAGAUGAACUUCUUUGAAGAGUUGCGCCGUGCACUAGACAAUCAAAUAGGCACAUCACCAUCUGUCGACACCUGGAACUAAUCAAGCUCAAGCUGCAUUGGAGUGCUAAGAUAUAUAUAUAAAAGGCAAUCUAUUGCAAAUUCACUGUGUGUUGUGUCAUGUACUAGAAAUAUGUGCAUGCUGUGACCAAAUGCUUUACUCUAGAUUGCAGCUCCAUGGUUUAUCUAAAACAGAAACGGCAUAUUUGCACAUUUUGUAACCUUAUGAUGGAAAACCAACCUUCUCUACCAUGCAGUCUGGUGUUGUACUUGCCCUACAAACCGGUGUUAUAUUGUAUCCUUCUUCUGACUAGUGACCUUUGCAGUUUUAUCAGAUUUGUUGAUACCUGCUGAAAACA